UCGGCUAAGACCGUGGCAUCUUCAUCGUUUUCGAACUUCCUCGCGAAAACGCCUAUGCCCGAAGCAUUUUCGCGGGCUUAGGGUUUAAGGACCGCUCUGCUCUGCUCUAAAACCCUAAGAAUAUGCAGUCGCAAUCCUUCUCUCGUGGGCUUCCCCCGGCUCUGGUCGGAUUACAGGAUGGCCGUUCUCGCUUUCGUCAAAUGCAAUUGGUAAACCGGUGGAAACAAGGAGAACAGCUUGAAUUUUCAUCCAAACCGCUUCAAUUUGCAUCCAAGUGGGAUGUGUUGAAGAGGAAGAGAGGGGCGUUCAUGUGCGUGGCUGAUUCUAACGGGAAGCCUCAGUUGGAAUCGUCUGGAAAGGAAAAUCGUAUAUUGUAUGUUAGUGCAUUGAAUGGAGCGGAGCCUUGUCGUGGGAAAUCUGGCUCUGUCUCAUUUCAUGGUCUCACUCACCAGUUGGUAGAAGAGGGUAAAUUGAUGUCAGCUCCUUUUAGAGAAGACAAGGGCUCUCUCCUCUGGGUACUAGCUCCUGCAGUGUUUAUCUCAUCUUUGAUUUUUCCUCAAGUUUUCCUUGGCGAUCUAAUCGAGGCUUACUUCAAGGAGGAGAUUCUCGUAGAAGUUGUGACUUCAUUGGUGUUUGAAGUCCUAUUUUACGUUGGAGUUGCUGCGUUCCUGCUCGUGACCGAUCGUGUUCAAAAACCAUACUUGCAAUUCAGCUCGAAGAGGUGGAGUCUCAUUACAGGCCUUAGAGGAUACUUGACAACAGCUUUCUUCAUUGCUGGCUUCAAGGUUGUAGCUCCACUAUUUGCCGUCUAUGUAACUUGGCCGAUGAUUGGCCUGCCUGCCCUCGUUGCAGUGUUUCCAUUUCUGGUUGGCUGUAUCGUUCAGUUGGCAUUUGAAACCCAUGUUGAUAGGCGUGGCUCAGCUGCUUGGCCACUCGUUCCAAUCAUUUUUGAGGUUUAUAGACUUUACCAGUUGACAAAAGCUUCCCAUUGUAUGGAGAGGUUGAUGUUCCAAAUGAGAGGGCUUCCCAACACUCCAGAAUUGUUGGAAAAAAGUGGAGCUAUUUUUUCUAUGAUGAUAACCUUUCAAGUCUUGGGAGUCAUAUGCCUCUGGUCGUUAAUGACUUUUCUUUUGAGGCUUUUUCCUUCCAGACCUGUGGCAGAGAAUUACUAGUGUUGUAGCAUUCUGUACAUUCUAUUUUCAGGGUUAGUUAACUCUUAAUUACAAUUUAUUUUGUUGCAAGGAUUUCUAGAACAUUUUAUCAUGAUUUGUUCAAUGAGCUCCAUAUUGUCCUACCCCAUCAAUUGAUAUUCAAAUCUUCAGCUUCCUCCUCAGAAGUUUAAGGAAAAAUCAGGACUUGCCAUCCUGUUUGAUUUGAG
Molecule: messenger RNA, 1378 nt
Organism: Cucurbita pepo subsp. pepo (vegetable marrow)
Lineage: Eukaryota; Viridiplantae; Streptophyta; Magnoliopsida; Cucurbitales; Cucurbitaceae
Product: tRNA-processing ribonuclease BN
Cellular component (GO): chloroplast
Source: RefSeq, a predicted model, not a curated record